CUGGCUGCGGCUAGGCGGCAGCAGCGCCUGCAAGGCAGGAGGGGCAGCAGCGGGUGGUUACGACGAGGCUGCUGCUGCAGCUGCUGCUGUUGCUGCGUCUCGCGGCCCCGCUGCGGGUGCUGACCGGGAGCGGCUGUACUGGCGCGGGCUGCUGAGCAGUUCGCUGGUGUUCACUGUGCCGCUGGGGGUGGUGGCCAUGGUGCUGCCCAUGGUGCCAGGCUCCUCCUCCAUCACCACGGUCCCCAUCCUUGGCUUCCCCUGCAACCAGCUGGUGAAGUGGGCGCUGGCCACACCCGUGCAGUUCGUGGUGGGCUGGCGCUUCCAUAAGGGGGCGAUCAAGGCUCUCCGCCGCGGCACCGCCAACAUGGACGUGCUGGUGUCCCUAGGCACCAACGCCUCGUACCUCUACUCCGUCAUCUCCAUCAUGUUCCACCAUGUGCACAGGCACCACAUCACCCGCGACUACGUGCCCACCGACUUCUUCGAGACCUCCGCCUUCCUCAUCACUUUCAUCCUGCUGGGCAAGUACCUGGAGGCGGCAGCAAAGGGCCGCACCUCCGCCGCCCUGGCCGCGCUGGCCGCCCUGGCCCCCGACACCGCCACGCUGGUGCGGCUGGAGCCCGGGUCGGGGGCGGUGCUGGAGGCGCGGGACAUUCCGGCGGCACUCAUACACCGGGGGGACGUGCUGAGGGUUCUCCCCGGCAGCAAGGUGCCCACUGACGGAGUCAUCCUGGAGGGGCAGUCCUACCUGAACGAGGCCAUGGUGACGGGCGAGCCCACCCCCAAGUGGAAGCGCCCCGGGGAGGUGGUCAUCGGCGGCACCCUCAACACCUCCAACCCGCUGCUGGUGCGCGCCACGCGGGUGGGCAACGAGACGGUGCUCAGUCAGAUUGUGCGGCUGGUGGAGCAUGCGCAGAUGACCAAGGCGCCCGUACAGGCCUUCGCCGACCGCGUGGCCUCCAUCUUCGUGCCCCUCGUCAUCGCCGCCUCCCUCAUCACCUGGCUGGGCUGGUUCACCGCGGGGCUCACGGGCGCCUACCCGCCGGGGUGGCUGCCGGAGGGGCACUCGCCCUUCCUGUUUGCGCUGCUGUUUGGUAUCGCGGUGCUGGUGAUCGCCUGCCCCUGCGCGCUGGGGCUGGCCACCCCCACCGCGGUGAUGGUGGGGACGGGGGUGGCGGCGCAGAUGGGCAUUCUGAUCAAGGGAGCGGAUGCGCUGGAGGCUGCCAGCAAGGUGGAUGUGGUGGUGUUUGACAAGACCGGCACCCUCACUCGGGGCAGGCCCACGGUGACCGACUGGCGCCUGGGGAGCGAGGCGGGGGUCAGCGGCGGGGCGUCCCUGGGAGGCAGCGGCAGCGCCAGUGCUGCAGUCACCGCCAGCUCCUCCUCCUCCUCCGCUGCCGCAGCUGGCUCCCACCUCCCCACCCCUACCACCCCCCUGCUGGACCUGCCGCUGCUGUGCCGCUGUGUGGGUGCGGCGGAGAGCGGCUCGGAGCACCCGCUGGCCCGGGCGCUGCUGGACUUUUGCAGGUUGCAGCUGGUGAUGGCGCAGCACGGGGCCACCACCAAGGAUACCGCCGCCUCGGCUGCUGCUGCCGCUGCUGCGCUCCCUACUUCCCCCCGCCGCAGCAACAGCAUCAGCAGCAAAGGCGGCAACGGUGGCUGCUGCAAAGAGGGCAAUGGCAAGGGGGGCGGCGGCGCUACCGCAGCAACCAUCAACGCCACCACCACCAACAGCAACAGCGACAGCGGCGGCAGCACCAUCACCUCUGCCCCUCCUUCCAGAUGCAAUCGCACUGACAGCAGCAGCAGCACUAGCAGUGGUGGCGCCGCCACCACCACCAACAGCCUCCGCCUGCGGCACUCCGCGUCCGCACCUCAGUCCGCCCUCCUCGCCGCCUCCUGCUGCUCCCCCUCCGCCUCCGCCCCCUCGGAGCAGCUGGAGACCCUGCUACCCCGCGCCCGGGACGUGGUGGUGUCCCCGGGAGUGGGCAUCACCUGCUUCGUCAGCCUGGACGAUCUAACCACCCUCACCGCCGCCGCCGCCGCUGCAGCUGCUACCUCUACCACCACACCCACCACCAAUACACCCACCUCUGCAAAGCCCAGCAACCAACCGCCGCCGCAGCUGCUAAGGCUGCCCGGCGUGUGGCCGCCUCGUGACCCCGGUUGGGUCCGUGUAGCAGUGGGCAACCGGGGGCUCAUGCAGCAGGAGGGCGUGGAGGUGCCGGAGGCCGCGGAGGCCUUCAUCGCACCCCUGGAGGGCAGCGGACACACCUGCGUGUUGGUGGCGGUAAACGGCGUGUUGGGGGGCUUGUUGGCGGUGACGGACCCGCUCAAGCCGGAGGCAGCCGGGGUGGUGGCGGCGCUGCGGGCGCGGAAGAUCGGCGUUGUGAUGCUGACGGGGGACAAUUGGCGGACUGCGAGGGCGCUGGCGGGGCGGCUGGGGAUUGACAAGGUUCAUGCGGAGACGCUGCCCAAGAGCAAGGCGCUCAAGGUUCGGGAGCUGCAGUCGGGGGGUCGGGUGGUGGCGAUGGUGGGAGACGGAGUGAACGACUCGCCGGCGCUGGCCGCUGCGGACGUGGGGGUGGCGAUCGGCAGCGGCACCGACAUCGCCAUUGAGGCGGCGGAUUACGUGCUCAUGCGGGAUGACUUGGAGGACGUGCUGGUUGCUCUGGACGUCUCCCGCCGUACCUUCAACCGCAUCCGCCUGAACUACAUUUGGGCCAUGGGCUACAACACGCUCAUGAUACCGGUGGCCGCGGGGGUGCUGUACCCGCUCACGCACAUGCAGCUGCCUCCCUGGCUGGCGGGGCUGUGCAUGGCCUCCUCCUCCGUGUCGGUGGUGGCCUCCUCGCUGCUGCUGAGGAGGUACAAGCGGCCGCCGCGGGUGAUGCGGGAGGUGCAGGUGCUGGGAGGAG
Astrephomene gubernaculifera is the source of this 2918-nucleotide messenger RNA. The record is from the annotation of a GenBank genome assembly. Lineage: Eukaryota; Viridiplantae; Chlorophyta; Chlorophyceae; Chlamydomonadales; Astrephomenaceae.